Molecule: messenger RNA, 735 nt
Organism: Anguilla anguilla (European eel)
Lineage: Eukaryota; Metazoa; Chordata; Actinopteri; Anguilliformes; Anguillidae
Exons: 3
Coding region: 57-335 (92 amino acids)
Cellular component (GO): cytoplasm
Source: RefSeq, a predicted model, not a curated record
UAACCUGUUCUUCUGCUCCUCCGAUUUUACUCUUGCAAGACCUUCUAACUGCAAAGAUGCCUGUCGUCAUUUAUUUCACCAGUGUCAGUGGAUGCAAUCAGACAAAAAAGAAUCAGACCAGCAUCUUCCAGCACCUGGACUCGAAGAACAUUCCAUACAAAACGGUGGACAUCAGCCAGAGCGCUGAUCUGAGGAAGGAGAUGAGGGACAAGAUGGGGAAUCCCAAAGCCUUGCCUCCCCAGAUCUUCAACGAUGACACCUACUGUGGGGAUUACUCCAUGUUCUUCGAAGCUGUGGAGGCUGAAAACGUCAAAGAAUUCCUUAAGCUCAAGUAGCUGUCUGAAUAUCAGACCUGUCUGUCUGUCUGUCUGCAGCGCUGAAAUUUGCUGGACAGUGUCUCAAUGUGCAAUGGAAUAAUAAAAGCUGUUCACCAAAAUCUCUUUUUUUAAUACAUAUCUUUUUAUAGAUUAUAUACUAAAAUUUGUAUAUAUAAUAUAUAUUGAGAGAGAGAAAGAGAGUAAGGCAAAUUAAUUCUGUAGUUAUGCAAAAGCAGAGCUUACAACCAUAAAAAAAAUUGUUGGAAUAUAUUUACCUGGCUUAUUUAAAUUUCACUCAAACCUACAAAAUCCUCUGCUUUGACUUGAGUAUUAUGAGUAAAAUGUAACUGCCAGACUCGUUAAUGUGCGCUCAUACUGGAACUGUUGAAAAAUAAAUGUGAUUUUACGAAGCAAAAAA